Messenger RNA from Oreochromis niloticus (Nile tilapia), 2235 nucleotides. It is a transcript of the gene neflb, whose product is annotated as neurofilament light chain b. The transcript has 4 exons. Bases 66 to 1844 code for a protein of 592 amino acids. Gene Ontology annotation, biological process: neurofilament bundle assembly. Gene Ontology annotation, molecular function: structural constituent of postsynaptic intermediate filament cytoskeleton. Gene Ontology annotation, cellular component: postsynaptic intermediate filament cytoskeleton; axon; cytoplasm. Lineage: Eukaryota; Metazoa; Chordata; Actinopteri; Cichliformes; Cichlidae. The record is from RefSeq and is a predicted model, not a curated record.
UGCAGAUUCACUGUGCAGUCGGCCCGGCAACAUUCACAGACACAGAGCAGCCCGUCUCACUAGUCAUGGCUUCCGCCGGCUUUGACCCUUACUUUUCUUAUGCUUACAAGAAGCGGGGAGUUGUGCGCAGCGGAGGAUAUGGGGCUGGUGGAGGAGGAGUAGCUAGGUCUGCCUACUCCACCCACUCUGCCCCAGUACCUUCCUAUGCAUCUUCACGCAGAAGUUAUCCAGCAUACACCCGAGCUACUUCCAGCUACUCCACCCUUCUUUCUGCUCCUGUGUUUGCAGCUACUCCUGAGCUACGCCUUGACCAAGCAGCCCAAGUCAGCUCUGAGUUCAAAGCAGUAAGGACCCAGGAGAAGGCUCAGCUGCAAGACCUGAAUGACCGCUUCGCAAGCUUCAUUGAGAGGGUCCAUGAACUUGAGCAGCAGAACAAGUUGCUGGAGACUGAACUCCUGCUGCUUAGGCAAAGGCAGACGGAGCCAUCCAACAUUCGGGCCCUGUAUGAGCAUGAGAUCCGCCAGCUCCGUGUAGCUGUGGAAGAGGCCCGCCAUGAAAAGCAAGCAGCCCAGGACCACAGGGAUCAGAUGGAGGAUGUGCUGAGGAACCUGCAGAAACGGUAUGAGGAGGAAGUGCUUGGCAGAGAGGAGGCCGAGGGCAGGCUCAUGGAUGCCAGGAAGGGAGCAGAUGAAGCCACACUGGGCCAGGCCGAGCUUGAGAAACGAGUCGAGACCCUGCUGGAGGAGCUGGCCUUCCUGAAGCGCCUCUGUGAGAGUGAGAUUGCGGAGCUGCAGGCCCAAAUCCAGUACAGCGCAGAGGUGUCAGUGGAGAUGGAGGUUGCCAAACCGGACCUGUCUGCUGCCCUCCGUGACAUCCGAGUGCAGUACGAGAAGCUGGCACAGCGCAACCUGCAGUCGGCCGAAGAAUGGUUCUGCAACAAGAUGAAUGUCAUGACAGUGGGCGCCACUCGCACCACGGAGACUGCACGCGGUGCCAAAGAUGAAGCUGGAGAGUACCGCCGGUUGCUUAAAGCCAAAAUGCUGGAGAUUGAUGCCUGCCGCCAGAUGAACCAAGCUCUGGAAAACCAACUACAGGAAGUGGAGGAGAAACAGAGUGCCGAGAUUGCUGCACUGCAGGAUACAAUACGUGAACUGGAAGAAGAGCUGAGGGCAAACAAAAAUGACAUGGCUCGCUACUUGAAAGAUUACCAGGACCUUCUGAAUGUGAAGAUGGCACUGGAUAUCGAAAUUGCUGCAUACAGGAAGCUCCUUGAGGGAGAAGAGAAUCGUUUGAAUGUGGCAGGACCGAUUUCUGUCACUGGGUACUCCCAAGCCAUGUUUUCUGCUCCGUCCUAUGCAAGAACGCAGAUCUCCAUGCAUUCUCAGCUGAGCUCUGCAGCUCCAUACCUGCUGAGCUCCCGCCUGUAUACUACAUCGCUGCCCACAGAGGAGACAAUAUCUGCGAGCCAAGCACAGCAGGCAGAGGCUAGCCCUCCCGAAGAGGAGGAAGAAGAGCAGGUGGAAGAGGAAGAGAAAGCUGAAGAAGAAAAGGAGGAAGAAGAGGCAGCGCAGGAGGAAGGGGGGGAAGAAGAGGAGGAGGAGACAGCAGAGAAGGAAGGAGACGAAGAAGAGAAGGAGGAAGAGGCAGAUGCAGAAGAGGCUGAGGCAGAGGAUGGAGAAAAAGAAGACGAGGGGGAAGGAGGAGAGGACGGCCAGCCUCAAGAGGAGGAAGAUGCCGAUCAGAAAGAAACAAAGGGCGAUGAAGAGGGUGAGAAGGAGGACGAAACUGGAAAAGAAGAGGAGGCUGAGGAGAAAAAUGGGAAAACAACAGAUAAAAAAGUCUAACUUUACUCAUUUUAAAAACAAAGUGCUAGCCUGUAGCUAAAAGGAUGUUCCAAAUCCUCUGGUGCUCCUAUUUGCUCUGAUGUCUCAUUCAAACCAAAUGAAAAUCUCUUAAAAAAGUGCUGGUGACCUUCACCUCUGUGUGGUCGACACGAGUGCCUGAAAGCAUGUAUGCACAGGUACACUCUGCAAAAGAUUCUGCAAAAAAAAAAAAAAACAUUUACAAAGAAAGGAUUUGUCAGCGGUAGGAAUUCUGCUUUGUGAAGAAAUGUUUGCUGGUGCUUUACCUUAACCAAAAUAUGCUUAUGUAACUGCCUUGUAUGUGCAAUAGCCUUCAAGUCCAUCAUGUGCUGCAUUAAACUCCAAUAAAGCCUUGAAGCCUUCUUAACCAGAA